CGUCCUCUUUUUCCUCCAGAAGUUCCUCCUUUGUUUUCUUCCUAAAUUUCUUCCUGUAAUUUUCAUUUUCAGCCCCUCCUUUCUCUUUCUAUAUCUCUCCUUUCUCUUUCUCUAUCUCUUCUUUUUCCUCCAGAAGUUCCUCCUGUAAUUUCAUUUCUAGCUUUCUUUUCCCCCAAUAUUUCAGAUUUUUCCUCCACAAAAAAAAAAAGGAAAAGGAAAAGCCUUCUGUCACUGCAAUUUCUGUAUUUUUUCCUUCAUUUUUUCCCCCAAAAAAUUACAUUUUUCUCUCUUUUUUACCCAACGAAAAAAAAAACAAUUUCUCCUUCUUUUUUCCCUCUCUCUCUCUCUCUCUCUCUCUCUCUCUCUCUCUCUCUAUAAAUCCAAUCUCUUUUCUGUUUCCAAGAAAGGGCGUUUGGGUCUGUAAGAAAUUACAGAAAAACCAUGGUACCAGCUCCAUCCGAGCUGACAUUGCCUGAAUCUUCAGCGUCGGUGGCGUCCGUUCUCGGCUCUUCUUCGCAAAGCUUGUCUCUCAUAUCUCCUUUCUCUGAUCUCAGAGGCGUACGAUGGCGUAUAGAUCUCGGGAUUUUGCCGUCUGCUUCGUCUUCUUCGAUUGAAGAUCUUCGCCGUGUAGCCGCAGAUUCUCGAAGGAAAUAUGCUGGAUUGAGAAGACGGCUUCUAAUUGAUCCACAUUUUUUAAAGGACAGAGAUAAAUCUCCUGAUCCUGUCAUGGACAAUCCGUUAUCACAAAAUCCAGAUAGCAUGUGGGGCCGUUUCUUCCGCAAUGCUGAGCUGGAGAAAAUGGUUGAUCAGGAUUUGUCUCGUUUGUAUCCAGAGCAUGGGAGCUACUUUCAGGCAUCCAUAUGUCAGGCCAUGCUAAGAAGGAUAUUGCUAUUGUGGUGCCUUAGACAUCCAGAGUAUGGUUACAGACAAGGGAUGCACGAACUUUUGGCUCCUUUGUUAUAUGUUCUUCAUGUUGAUGUGCAACAUAUUUCUCAAGUGCGAGAACUCUAUGAAGAUCAUUUCAUUGACAAGUUUGAUGGCAUGUCUUUCCAAGAAAGCAUUCUAGCAAGCAAUUCCAACUUCACCAUGACCAGCUCUCCCAUUUCCGCAAAGUGGGCCAAAGGCCGCUGUGAUGAAAACAAUUCCGAGUCUAGUGUAGCCAAAGCUAGCAGUCUGGAUGAUCUCGAUCCUGAUAAACGGACCAUAGUGUUACUUAAUGACGCAUAUGGAGCUGAAGGUGAAUUGGGUAUUCUCUUAUCUGAGAGAUUUAUGGAACAUGAUGCGUACUGCAUGUUUGAUGCUUUAAUGAGCGGAGCCCGUGGUGUGGUCGCCAUGGCGGACUACUUCUCUCCAUCACCUGCCGUAGGAUCUACGUCAGGCUUGCCUCCUGUCAUUGAAGCAUCAUCUGCAUUGUACCAUUUGCUUUCAAUGGUCGAUUUGUCUCUCCAUAGCCACCUCAUUGAGCUUGGGGUAGAACCGCAGUACUUUGCACUCCGCUGGUUACGGGUGUUGUUUGGACGUGAAUUCGUGUUGGAAGAUCUCUUGAUUGUUUGGGAUGAAAUAUUCACUUCGGCUAACGAUAAAUCGAUAUCGGGUCCGGAAGAUGAUGGUCAAUACAGCUUCAAGGUCUUAAGUUCACCUCGUGGGGCAUUCAUUGUGGCCAUAGCAGUGUCCAUGCUUCUUCACCUUAGAUCUUCAUUGCUGGCCACUGAAAAUGCGACUACAUGUCUCCAAAGGCUACUGAAUUUUCCAGAGAAAAUAAACUUGAAGAAGUUAAUUGAAAAGGCGAAGUCCUUGCAGGCUCUUGCACUCGAUGCUUGUUUCUCCCCAUUGCCACCCCUGGGGCCUUUAGGUAGGAGCAAAUCAACAGUAGUCACAGGCUAUCACGGCCAUUCAUCUGGUUCAAACUCUCCAAGGACGCCACUGAGUUCAGUUCCAGAUAGUUACUGGGAAGAAAAGUGGAGGGUGUUGCACAAGGCAGAGGAACUCAAGCAAGGAAAUCAAAGUGACCCGAUUUUGAUGGGAAUAAAAGUGUCACCAGGGAAAGGGAGAGUGAUUCUGUCGAGAGCGGAAUCAGCCCCGUCUUCAACAAGGGUCACAGUUGGAAGAAAGGACUUGAGAACUGCAGUUCGGCGGAGGCUGCUUGAGGAUUUGUCCCGAGAGCUUGGAUCUGAAGAGCAUUUUGAGGAGUCUGCCUGUGAUGGAGUUUCAGGCACUAAAGAUCCUCUCUUGGCCGAGGUGAAUAAGGUCUUCCUCGAAGACCAUACCGAACAAAAUGCCACUGACAAGAACUGCAAUUGUACAACUGAAGGAGAGACGGGUUUGAGUGGCCCUGCUGUCAGUGAAGAGAACUCUUCAAUUUUCUCAACAUCAACUAGCCCUUGUAGUAGACAGAAUGACCAUGAAAAUGAUUCAGAGAAGAGCAGUGUCGCCUCAAACUUAUCGACAGAUGACAUUGAUUGCGAAAUCAAUAGCAUAGAGGAACCAAGCGUCGCAAUUUCAGAUGAUGGGCCACUUCCAGACUCUGCACCCACAGAAGCGGCCACAUCAAAAACUGGGUCUGAUGCAGAUGCAGCAGGUGGUGCCAAACAAGCAAUGGUUUUGAAGGAGCGGAAACCACUAUCUGGUAAAUUUCAGUGGUUUUGGAAGUUAGGUCGAAACAACAGCGAAGUGUCCUCCGAGAAAGGUGCCAACGUGGAGGGACAGAAGCCACCAGCAAAUGUUGGGAGUAGUCAAAAUGCAAUCUUGGUCACAUGUACUGCUGACAGGUGCCCUGAUUCGUCCGGAGUCACCAGCAUGGCGGACAUGGCCGACAAGAAUGUGAUGGUUACUUUGAGGAAUCUUGGACAGUCUAUGCUCGAAAAUAUUCAGGUGAUCGAGUCAGUAUUCCAGCAAGAUCGGGGCCAGGUGGGGUCGUUGGAGAACUUAUCAAGAAACAUUCUGGGUGGCAAAGGACAAGUUACUGCCAUGGCAGCUCUCAAGGAGCUUAGGAAAAUCAGCAACCUCUUAUCUGAGAUGUGAGGUAAAUCUUUUUUUGAAUUUGUACAUACACAUUUUGUAAUUACUAUUCUUCAUUUGCUAUAAAUAAACUGAGCUUUUUGUCGGCCUUCUUUC
Molecule: messenger RNA, 3114 nt
Organism: Magnolia sinica
Lineage: Eukaryota; Viridiplantae; Streptophyta; Magnoliopsida; Magnoliales; Magnoliaceae
Exons: 5
Coding region: 442-3021 (859 amino acids)
Biological process (GO): activation of GTPase activity
Molecular function (GO): GTPase activator activity
Source: RefSeq, a predicted model, not a curated record